This is a messenger RNA of Drosophila hydei, 941 nucleotides long. RefSeq lists its product as uncharacterized. NCBI's taxonomy places the organism in Eukaryota, Metazoa, Arthropoda, Insecta, Diptera, Drosophilidae. Gene Ontology annotation, cellular component: cAMP-dependent protein kinase complex. The transcript has a single exon. Bases 138 to 902 code for a protein of 254 amino acids. Gene Ontology annotation, molecular function: protein kinase A regulatory subunit binding. The record is from RefSeq and is a predicted model, not a curated record.
UACAACAAAAUUUAUAAAAUAUUAAGCAAACAAUUCUUGAUAAGCUACUCUUAUAGAACGUAAAUAUAAUAUUCAAAACAGCGCAGUUAACAAAUACCACAAAAUUAUCUAUUAGAAUUACCACACAAAUUGACACCAUGUCAUCAUCAUAUAUAGUGACCCCUGAUGUACAAAUCAGUGCAAAAUUAAACCAAGCCGAUGAACUUCUCCGUUCGGUUGCCCAGUGCAAUAUGCCAUUGGGCGAUGAUGCAGAUAUGCAAGUACUUUACGAUGUGAUUGAUGCAACCAUCUGUACAGCAAUUAAGAUCAUUGAGUCAGAUCCGCGUGGGCUCUUUUGCUACAAGUAUCCAAUAACACUUUUAAAUUUUAUGAACGACGUCCUUGGAGUAAAUUCACCCUCGUUUAAUUUAAGUGAUGGCUCGAGUGAUUUCGUUCAGCAAUGGCUAAAGAUUAGUGAAUUCGAGUAUAGUAAUGUGUUGGCUGUGAUCCGAGACUUUAUCGGUAAAUGGAUCUUAUCGCCACAUACGAAAUGUGUGGUCCUUACAAAUAAUCGGCACCACGAGGUGGCUCUAAAAGGCACUAUUUACUUUGUCGACGCUCACUUCUCGCGACCCACUCAACGUUGUCCCAAUCCUUUGGCCGUUGCCAAGGUUCGGUUCAUCAUCACCGUAUCGAGUAUCAUGCAAAGUUAUUAUCCAGUAAUGAUUACAUAUCGCUUCGAAGGAUUUCGCACACUAUAUUAUGCUUUGGGUGAACGGGCGAUACCAACAAAUACAUUUCAAAGAUUCUAUAUUGAUAGCAUCUUGCAUAGCAAACUAAGUUUCUAUGCGGAGAUCUGUGAGUGUCGUCAUGGCAGCGUCGAUAAGCCGAAGAAUAAUAUUCAACCCAAAAAAGAUUGUUGAAUUUACACGUAUAUGUAUUAAACGAGAAACAGAUUUCUC